UUCAAACAAUUAAAGGGGUGAAACUGUAGUUCAAAAAACUUGAAGAUCAUAUAGAUAACAAGAAUCACAUCCUCUUAUCCAAACAAGCUCUUGUAUAAAACAAGAUAAUGGCUUUGAACAUACCUUGCUAUGCUUCAUUUGGCACUAAAUUGCAAGAUCAGGUCAAUUACAGCAAGUUCAAUGGUGUUGAAAAAGUGAAAAGCAUCAUCAAGAAGACAGUGAUUCCUUCUAUAAAUAGUAAUCCUGUUGAAUCUCUUCAAAAGGGAAAUUGGGUCAAGCUCAUUUGUGGUGCUAGCUUUGAGGAUUUGGUCGAUAUCAGGAACCUUUCUCUGGUUUAUACUCUUGCUGGAGUUGAUUGCAUUGACUGUGCUGCUGAGACGUCGGUAGUGAAUGCUGUAAAUGAAGGGAUAGAAGCAGCCAGAGCCCUCGUGCACAUUCGAAGGCCUUGGGUAAUGAUCAGCGUUAAUGAUGAUGAAGAUCUUCAUUUUCGUAAAGCUGAAUUUGAUCCGGAUGAUUGCCCCCACGAUUGCAUGCGGCCUUGUGAGAAAGUCUGUCCUGCUAAUGCAAUAUUGCAAAAGCAGGGCGGAGUUUUGGCUGAGCGCUGUUAUGGUUGUGGUCGUUGCCUUCCCGUUUGUCCAUAUGACAAAAUAAGAGCUAUUACAUAUGUGAGAGAUGUUACUGCUACAGCUGAACUUCUUGAAAGGGACGAUGUUGAUGCCUUAGAAAUUCACACCAGUGGAAGGGAGCCUGCAGUAUUUAAAGAACUUUGGACUGGGUUGGGGAACUCAACUGCAAAUCUGAAGCUUGUGGCAGUUAGCUUUCCAGACUUGAGAGAUUCAACCAUACUUGCAAUGAAAGCUAUGUACUCCAUAAUGGAAGCCGACAUACAAUGCUUCAACUUAUGGCAGUUGGAUGGUCGACCAAUGAGUGGAGAUAUUGGGCGAGGUGCCACGAGAGAUGCAAUUGCUUUUGCACGAAAAUUGGCCUCUGCUGGAGACAAGCCUAAAGGUUUCCUUCAGCUGGCUGGUGGUACAAAUGCUCACACAGUAGAGGGGUUGAAAAAAGAGAGAUUAUUCCAAACAAUGACCAUACAUGAGGCUUCGAGAUAUGAGACAAUUCCGAACACCUUAUAUUCACCAAAUGCUUUGAUCGCUGGUGUGGCUUUUGGUGGCUAUGCACGAAAGAUAGUCGGUAGGGUUUUGAGUUCUGUGCAAAGUCAUCACGGACUUGCUCGUGUCGAAGAUUUCCCCGAGCAACUGCUGCAGGCUAUUAUUGAAUCAAUUGCUCUGGUUGGAACUGUUAAAUGUUACAACCGCCAGAAGCAGAGCACUUAGAUUGCAUCUGAGGUUGAUACACCAGCAGGAGUUUAGAAUUAUGAGGUCUCGGGACGGCCUGUCCAAGGAUUGAUGAUGGUCGUUGGUAGAAUAAGUAUCAAGUACAAAGGUCAAAAUCAGAGAUAACGGUUUUAUAGCUCAUACAGAAUGUAGAUAUACAUAAUACAUCAUUGCAGAUUCGCAGGAGAAGGCUUCAAAAUUUUGAUUUAACGGAAAUUCUUGACGCAAAGGCGGCAAAUAAAUCUGUAUAGCACACAGAUUGCGUGGACUCUAGCCUACAAUGUGUGAGUUAACGAAUUGCAGUUCUAGUGAAGCCGAAGUCACAAUUUGGUGAUUAACUCAUGACCUUGUUAAAUACAGUUGAAGUCAUCUAUCGGCUGAGAUGUGAGAAUUGUAGUAGUUAUUCCAAGAAAGGUUGGGCGUUUGGAAAUGAGAGAGCUGGAAGAGGGUGCUAUUGGAAUAAAUCGGGCCCCACAGGCUACGACUGAUGUCAAGUUCGAUCAUUUGGCCGGACAUCUCAUCACAGGUUACUCCAUCCCAUAAGCAACAAUCUCUGCUGAUAUUCCAUGAAAUUGUUUUUGGAUAAGAUCUUUUACCAUAGUAAUCACAGAUGCUAGAUGAUCAUACUCUAUUUGGACAAAAAAUUCUGAUGAAAGCAUUCCCUUCUAAAAUUCAAGAUAACGCCUACUGUAGGUCCUUCAUCUAGUAUUUGUGAUUACUACCGUCAGAAAUCUUAUCCAAAGACAAUUCACGGAAUAUGAGCAAAGAUUCUUGUUUAUGGGAUGGACUGAAAUGUGAUAAGAUGUGGGGGCAUGUGAUUGAACGUGACCUCAGUUGCAGGGACGAUUGAUUCCAAUAACACCCUCUUCCAGCAUUUAGUAAACUCGUUCUCACAUUUGUAACUCAGUAUUUAAGCCCCUGUACGAACUCUAGAAUUGUAUUACAUGUGCAGAAUGAUGUACUAAUAUCCUAUCUCGGGUGCAGAAGAACCACAAAACUGUAGGGUUAUAUAGUACUAAGAUUACUUGACAUCCAAAGGUAUUCAUGAUAAUCGUGGUUAUUUCAUAUUGAGAUUAGAUUUUUUCA
Messenger RNA from Lycium barbarum (goji berry), 2420 nucleotides. RefSeq lists its product as uncharacterized. The record is from RefSeq and is a predicted model, not a curated record. NCBI's taxonomy places the organism in Eukaryota, Viridiplantae, Streptophyta, Magnoliopsida, Solanales, Solanaceae. Bases 108 to 1334 code for a protein of 408 amino acids. The transcript is spliced from 14 exons.